Messenger RNA from Camelina sativa (false flax), 1137 nucleotides. The record is from RefSeq and is a predicted model, not a curated record. NCBI's taxonomy places the organism in Eukaryota, Viridiplantae, Streptophyta, Magnoliopsida, Brassicales, Brassicaceae.
AUGGACUGCUUAGAUGAUUGGGGAAUUAAGAAGGUAUUUACGGUAACAGUUGAUAAUGCAAAGAACAAUGACAAGGCUUUGGAUUCUUUUAAGGAUGUGUUACGGCUGAGAGGAGAAGAAUCAUUAGUUGUAGAUGGUGAGUAUUUACAUAUGCGUUGUUGUGCACAUAUCCUCAAUCUGAUUGUUGGAGAUGGUUUGAAGAAAGCAAAGCAUCAUGUUGUUGCUGUUAGGAACGCAGUGAAGUAUGUCCGAUCAUCCUUCACUAGGCUUAAAUCUUUUGCACUGAGGUGUGACACAGGAAAGUUGUGUAGAGGCAAUGUGCCAUUAGAUGUUGUCACACGCUGGAACUCAACAUAUCUGAUGUUGAAUUCUGCUUUGAAGUUAAGGGUGGCUUUUGAAAAGAUGGAAGCUGAGGAUAAGUUGUAUUGCGAUUACUUUGAAGAAGAGGAUGAGAAGACAAAGAUGAAACGAGUUGGGCCACCCACUUCUUCUGAAUGGGAGGAAAUAUCAAAGUUAGUGAAGUUCCUGAAGAUAUUUUACCGGUGUACUCUGACAUUCAAUGCUUCUAAUUCAGUUACUUCCUCUUUAUGUUACAAUGAAAUUGUUGACAUUGAGAGGAAUCUGAUGAGUAAGUGUACCAGUCGUGAUGAGGAUAUCAGAAAGCAAGCACAUGUCAUGAGAGAUAAGUUUGAGAAGUAUUGGGAUGGACUAAACAACAUGAACCCUUUAGUGAUUGUGGCCAGUGUAUUCGAUCCUCGAAACAAGAUGAAGUUUGCUUCCCUUUGCUUUGACCAGCUGUAUGGUAGGGACACCGUAGAGAGUAGGCACCUCAAUGCCAAAGUUUCAAGUGUACUCUCGAAAUUGUAUGAUCAUUACAGUUUCAAGCUGAGCAAACCAAAAGACAUCGAAGAUUUUACAGCUUCGCAAGUACGGCCUGAAAACUUUGAGAUUUCUGAUGAUGAAGAUGAUUGUGAGGGGAUGCUAGCAAUAUUUCAUAAGGUGGUUGGAUUGAGUAGUAGUGAUGAUAGCUGCAAUGAGUUACAAAUGUAUCUAACCGAGAAACAUGAGCCAAGAGUAGAAAACAAGUUGGGGAUGUCUUUCGAUGUACUCAGUUGGUGGAGGCGUAAUAGUUGUUAG